AUUAGUUAUUUGAUUUAGUGAAGGUGCUGAAUUCUAGGGAAAUGUGUUGUUUUUUACCUUGUAUGUCAGCUAUUAGAAAAUGUCUACCUUCACAAACAGCAAGAGAGACGUGUACAAUAAUUUUUACAGAGUUAAUACGAUGGAUAACAAUCGCUAUACCAAUUAUGCUUAGUGCCUGGCGCUAUGCUGAAAUGUAUAAAUAUACAAAAUUCAUCGAUGUUGAUGAUAGUAAAGUGAAAGCUCAGUAUUUUGGAAUAGUACUGAAAAUGGAUAAGAAUACUGCUGUUGCUCUUCAAGCAAUGGUAAUGGGUUUAACAGUUACCGAAUGGAUGGCAAAGUUUAGAGAAGAAGUUCUAUCUUUUGACUUGAUUACGAAUAUGUCUGUCGAUUUUUUUUUUGCCUAUGAUGUUAUUGAAAUUUUGAUGAUGUCAACUGAAACUGAUAUAUAUAAAUCGAAUUGGAUUUACAUAACAUUCUUUUUCGCCUUCGUCGCAAUGAUUAAAUAUAUACCAAUGCAACCCUGUGAACAGGCAGAGAGUCCAAGAGGUCUAGUCAUUUAUAUACUAGUUGGAAUAUUCUGCUGCGAUGUUCCAUUCGUCGUCAUACGUGUAAUAACGAUGGUAAAAUUUGGAUUUUUUACUGUUGCUUUAAUCAUUCAUCCACUAAAGAACGUUGCCCUUAUCCUAUUUGGUUCCGUUCAACUUUAUAUAAUUUACAUAAACUAUAAACAAACGCAAAGUGUUGAUGGAAAUUGCAAAAGAAUUUCGCAAAAGAGGCAAUCGAGAACAUUUUCUGAGUUAGGACAAUCCAUUAUUUCUACUCAUCGUAUUCUUAGAAGAAAUUUAUCAGACGGAGCUCAAGCUCUAGAGCAAAGAAAGAAUCGUGGAAGACAGGCUCAAUCUUGGGCCUAUUCAAAUAGAGCGGACUUUGUAGAAGAGGAAACUGACAUCGAAUCAAACGUUGAUGACAAAACCAAAUCUGAAAGACAUUCUACUGGUACAUAA
This is a messenger RNA of Dimorphilus gyrociliatus, 1004 nucleotides long. The record is from the annotation of a GenBank genome assembly. NCBI's taxonomy places the organism in Eukaryota, Metazoa, Annelida, Polychaeta, Dinophilidae.